GAGGCCAUCAACAGACUGUGUGAAGCUGUGCCUGGGGGCAAAGGGGCCUGGAGGAGGAAGGUGAGCGAACAUCUGUUGAUGCAACACUAGUUAAAUUGUGUGUGAGUGUGAGUGUGUGUGUGUGAUGCUAAGCCCAGGCUCUGUGCUCCUGUCCUAUAGAACAUUAACAAGGCCCUGCAAUCCAUCAUGGGGAAGAGUAACCUGCGCUUCGCUGGUAUGAGCAUCGCUGUCAACAUCUCUAUAGAGGGCCUCAGUUUGCUCAUCCCCACCACACGACAGGUUAGAGAUCCCCUCUCUUCAACUAACGCAACACAAACAAUAAAUUGCGAUCUUUUUAGAAUCCUGUUUUCCUAACAAGAUAGCUGAUUUGUAGAUUAUUUGAUGUGAUGAAGGACUGAUAUAAAAUCUGCACAUUCCUCUCUUUCUGUUUCACAGGUGAUAGCACACCAUCCCAUGCAGUCCAUCUCCUUUGCCUCUGGGGGAGACACGGUGAGAGUUUGCAGCAUAAGUGCACUUUGUGCUUUCCUUGUUUACCUCUGUCUGUUUGUUGACAUGGGCCGCUUGGCAGACUGCAGGUCUGACUUGGUUGCUUUUGACCGCUUUCCAAUCCCAUGACUUCACGAUCAAUAAGGCCUGUAAUGCAAUUAUAUCCUAAUUCAUCAGAGUUUAUUGAGGUUUUUCCCUCUGUUGCAGGACACGCCCGAUUAUGUUGCUUAUGUGGCCAAAGAUCCAGUCAAUCAGAGAGGUAUUUCCUUACACAAUAUUCAAUUUCUCAUUGUAUUUCAUAAACAGAAACAACAUGUUUAUUAUAAAUCUAUGCAGUUUCUUCCUGGCAAUAAACGCAUUAGGAUUUACUGGCAUUAUGGUUUACUAACGCUUGUUUAACUUAAAGAUAUAGAUAUUUCUAUUUAUUCUGUAAAAUAUAAGUUGUUAUAUUCACAGUGGCGUUGCAGCACUCACAUCCUCUAUGUUCUCUUCAGCAUGCCAUAUCCUGGAGUGUUGUGACGGUCUAGCCCAGAAUGUCAUCAGCACCAUCGGGCAGGCCUUCGAACUGCAGUUUAAACAGUACCUCCACAGCCCUCCCAAAGCCAUCCCCUCCAUGGAGAGGUGAGACAGAGCCACUGCAGUGAAUCUGGGAUGAUAGAGGGAAGUGAACCAGCAACCAUCAGGUUUCAAGACUAGCACACUACAAACUGUUCCAAAAGCCCAGACCAUUGACGGUUGUUGUAAUGUGCUAACUUAGCUGUAGUCAAUAAACCAACACUCAUCCAUCACACACCACUGUAUGGACUGUGUAAUGACACACAGGCUUGAUAUUACAAUCACAAUCGACAUGUAACCACAUCAAAUCAAAUUAUAUUGGCCACAUGCGCCGAAUACAACAGGUGCAGACAUUACAGUGAAACGCUUACUUACAGCCCUUAACCAACAGUGCAUUUCUUUUUUUAUAAAAAAAAGUAAAAUAAAACAACAAAAAGGUGUUGAGAAAAAAAUAGCAAAAGUAAAAUAAAAUAACAGUAGGGAGGCUAUAUAUACAGGGGGGUACCAGUGCAGAGUCAAUGUGCGGGGGACCCGUCUAGUUGAGGUAGUUGAAAUAAUAUGUACAUGUGGGUAGAGUUAAAGUGACUAUGCAUAAAUAAUUAACAGAGUAGCAGCAGCGUAAAAAUAUGUGGUGGGGGGUGGGGGUGGGGGGGCAGUGCAAAUAGUCCGGGUAGCCAUGAUUAACUAUUCAAGAGUCUUAUGGCCUGGGGGUAGAAGCUGUUGAGAAGUCUUUUGGACCUAGACUUGGCACUCCGGUACCGCUUGCCGUGCGGUAGCAGAGAGAACAGUCUAUGACUAGGGUGGCUGGAGUCUUUGACAAUUUUGAGGGCCUUCUUCUGCACCAUGGUCAGUGUACACAAGCACUGCACUAAAUAUAGGGUUGUGGCUGGAAAGACAAAGACUUCACACACCUAGACUCAAUGUAUUCAUCCUGUGUGGUUUUAAUGCAUUGGUACAGUGCAAGCAUGGUGUGCUACUUAAAGCGUUUACUUGCAUUUUCCAAAGACACACACUCAACUCAAUAUGAAACUCAAACAUUUUUAUCUCUGUCACUUGCUAGAAAUGUGAUAUGCUGUGCUCAGAUUUCAGUCCAUCGAAAUCAAAACUGUUAUUUCAAGCGGAGUGCAUUUCCCUGUGUCACCGGACCACAAGCGUUUUUAGUGUCACCAGGUAGACAGGAGAAUUCUAUUGUACCUGCUCUGCUCUGGUUUCAAAUGUAUCUCCUGCUACCAACAAUAGAACCAUUCAACCCUCAUGUUUAACGUUAUCAGAUGUGGAGGAAGUAUCUGAUCCCUUGCCUUGUCACAUUUGGGAAUUAAAUUACCUAUAUUCUAACCAUGUCACUUCAGGAACAUCAGGACAGAAGACUCGGCGUGGGGUGAUGACGAGGACUCCUUGGAGCACGACUACUACAACAGCAUCCCGGGGAAGGUGCCUCCUUUUGGGGGAGUGGUGGACUCAAGGCUGAAGCCUUUUACGGCCUUGCUGGGCCACGUCCACAGCCAACCAGAGAGCAAGGCAGCGCAGGUGAUUCCCCAGCCUCCAGCCUCACCACCAAACCCUUUGAUAUAGUAUUUCUGGACACAUGACUGAUGACCUUGCCUGGUUUUUCCACAUAAUGUCUCUGAGAAGAGAGAGAACUGUGAGCAUACAGUAGCAGUGAACCCAAUAACUGUCUUGUAGAUGUGCCUGCUACAUAAUUACAAGAGAUUGAUAUCACUCGAGAUAGAAACCAGGCCUCUGGGUUAGCUAAUUGGUGAGAGGAAAGUCUUGCUCAUACCCUGCAGCCUAUACUGAGGAUUCAAACAUAUGGUGUAUUACAUAGACAAGAGAGGAACUAUUUAUUACCAGGUGGUCUGAAGAGUCAUAAAGAAGUACAUGUCUACUAUUAGUAAUGCUAAUGUGAGUUUGGGGCAUCUGCUUUUAGAUGGGUUCUCCGGCCAGGAGAGACACAGCUUCCUACCCUUCAGGUCAGCUGUGCUACGAGCUGCACUGGGAUACUGAAAACAAUGGCAGCUCAGGUGAGACACCACGUGGCGUGAUAUGGUACUGCAGGUGACAAUACUGCAAGUCCCAGGUAUUAUUACAAUGUUUGUGGAUUCUUUAUUUUUUAAGUAAGAAUAUUGACUAAUGGUCUAUGGUUAUAGGCUAUGUGUCUCUAAUACAAUACCACAGAUAACUACAAUUUAUGAAAUGUGUAAGUAAGUAGCUAUGUAUUAGUAAACUGAGUUGUGAUUGACAGGUCUGAUAGCAGAUGGUUACCAGCAGGCAGACGGCCAGCCUCCGGGGAGCAGGGACUAUGAGGAGCACCUAUAUGUGAACACCCAGAGGCUGGAGGGAUUGGAGCAGGGAGCAGAGGGCCACAGGGGGGCCAGGGGGCCAGACAGCCCCAUGAAAGACAUCUUUGACAUGAGUGAGUCUCACCAACAGCUACCCAUCCGCUGAACACAGCCACUGACACAAUAGAGAUACCCUUAUUAUUCAAGAUGUAGGGAGUAUCUGGGAAAUAGGGUUGGCAUGUAUGGAUGAUGUCAUUAAUGUUACAGGUGUGUGCCAUGCAUGUGUUCUCACUAUUCCUGGUUCUCUGCAGGACCCUUUGAGGAUGCUCUAAAGAUGCACAAGGCUGGUGGUGUCGGUGGUAACGGUGGGGUGUGUGUGUUGAAGGACCAGUGGCCCAGCCCGCCCCGACGUCGUGCCCCAGUCGCCCCUACAGAGGAGCAGCUCCGGCGAGAGGCCUGGUACCACGGGCGUAUGAGCCGCCGUGAUGCUGAGAAACUGCUGGUUCGAGACGGGGACUUCCUUGUACGAGACAGUGCCACCAACCCAGGCCAGUAUGUCCUGACGGGCAUGCACUGUGGUCUGCCCAAACACCUGCUACUGGUCGACCCAGAGGGAGUGGUGAGUGAUAAUCACCUACUGGCACUUAACAAUAUUAAAGGUGGAAAUGAUGGUCAAUAAGUCACAUUUUUACAUAGUCACCUAUUGACAUCAAUGCAUGAUUAAGUGAAAAUUCUACUUAAGUGGAAGUUAGGAUUUGUCCCAUAGAGAUUAAACAUUUUCUAUGGAAAUGGUGUCAGCCACUUAGCUACAGCCUAGCAUUAGCAUUGUUGAGUACAAAACAAUGGUAUCAGAAGCAUUCUUGUUAGCGUCCUUAAAUAUGUGGUUACCUGCUAACAUCUGUUAGCCCACUCCUCCUCGUCACUGUCAGGUACGCACCAAAGACAUGCUGUUUGAGAGCAUUAGUCACCUGAUCAGCUACCACCUGAAGAACGAGCUGCCCAUCGUGGCGGCCGAGAGCGAGCUGCACCUCAAACAGGUGGUCCGUAGGAAACAGUGA
Messenger RNA from Coregonus sp. 'balchen', 4378 nucleotides. Lineage: Eukaryota; Metazoa; Chordata; Actinopteri; Salmoniformes; Salmonidae. The record is from the annotation of a GenBank genome assembly.